AUGUCCGCCCAGGCAAUGAUGGCCAAGAAGCUGUGGGGAGGUCGCUUCACCCAAGGCACCGACCCCCUGUAAGUUCGGUCCAUCGCUCCACAUCCGCCGCUUCGACCCAACCCCCACUCACCCACCUCUCCACCUCCAGCAUGUGGGAAUUCAACCAAUGCCUUUCGUACGACAAGAAGCUCUACGCCGUCGAUGUCGCAGGAUCGAAAGCCUACGCCCUUGCGCUGUCGAAAACCUCUCCCCCCAUCCUGACCGCCCAUGAACUCUCCGAGAUCCGUCGUGGGCUCGAUCAGGUCGAACAGGAAUGGAAGACCGACAAUUUCGUGAUCAAGCAAGACGACGAGGACAUCCACACCGCCAACGAGCGUCGGUUGUCCGAGAUCAUUGGCUCCGACAUCGGUGGCAAGCUACACACCGGUCGCAGUCGUAACGACCAAGUCGCGACGGACAUGAGGUUGUGGUUGAUCAAGGAGGUCGUGCAGGACAUCGAGUGGCUGCAAGGUGUCAUCGGUAUCUUGACUGUCAAGGCCGAGGAAUGGAUCGACCACCUUGCGGCUGGGUUCACCCAUCUGCAGAGGGCUCAGCCGAUCAGAUUCUCCCACUUUUUGCUCGCGCACGCCCACUCGUUCGCUGGUGAUCUUGGCAGGAUGAAGGAUCUUCUUCCGUGAGUUCACUCUACCAGUGCAGCAUAAAUGUGCUGUACUCAUGCCCUUCUCUCUUGACAGCCGCGUCUCGACCCUCCCUCUCGGUUCCGGUGCUCUGGCCGGCAACCCCUUCUCCGUCGACCGCGAGCUCCUCCGCUCCGAACUAGGCAUGGCCAGCGUCUCAGGCAAUUCGAUGCAAUCCGUCGCCGACCGCGAUUUCGUCGCCGAGUACCUCUUUGUCUGCUCCCUCCUCAUGGUCCACAUCUCACGCCUCGCAGAGGACCUCAUCAUCUACUCUUCGUCCGAAUUCGGCUGGGUAAUGUGCGGUGAUGCGUAUUCGACCGGAUCGUCCAUCAUGCCUCAGAAGAAGAACCCGGAUGCGUGCGAGUUGCUUCGAGGGAAGAGUGGUAGGACCGUCGGUCAAUUGACGGGCUUCUUGACGACGUUGAAAGGUUUGCCGGCGACGUACAACAAGGACUUGCAGGAGAGUCAGGAACCCAUGUUCGAUGCGGCGGAUACGGUCGGCAAGAGUUUGAGGAUCUUGCAGGGGGUCAUCACGACGCUCAAGGUCAGUACAAACCACGGAACUCAAAUACAGUUGGACGACCCGAAGGGUGGAGACUGACAUUCUCAAUUUCGUUGCUUCCACUCAUCAGGUCUUCCCGGAGAAGAUGAAAGCCUCGUUGACGCCCGACAUGCUCGCGACGGAUUUGGCCGAGUACCUCGUUCGCAAGGGCGUAAAUCCAGUCUACUGACGAACCGACAUACUUCUAUGAAGGGUGACCUCAGCUGACCCCUUUCCCCCUCCGCACAGCUCCCUUUCCGAGAAACGCACCAUAUCUCCGGAGCCUGCAUCAAGCUCUCGGAGGACUCGAACCUCAAGCUCUCGGACCUGACUUUGGAGCAAUUCCAAUCCAUCUGCCCCAGUUUCGAAGCCGACGUCAAGGACGUGUUCAACUUUGAGACCAGUGUCGAGAGGAGGGAUGCGGAGGGUGGGACGUCGAGGAGGGCCGUGUUGGGGCAGAUUGACAGGCUGAAGAAGUUGUUGACGGAGGGUUCGGAGUGA
Molecule: messenger RNA, 1710 nt
Organism: Microbotryum saponariae
Lineage: Eukaryota; Fungi; Basidiomycota; Microbotryomycetes; Microbotryales; Microbotryaceae
Source: the annotation of a GenBank genome assembly